Molecule: messenger RNA, 2975 nt
Organism: Diceros bicornis minor
Lineage: Eukaryota; Metazoa; Chordata; Mammalia; Perissodactyla; Rhinocerotidae
Gene: ITIH5
Product: inter-alpha-trypsin inhibitor heavy chain 5
Exons: 14
Coding region: 1-2826 (941 amino acids)
Biological process (GO): hyaluronan metabolic process
Molecular function (GO): serine-type endopeptidase inhibitor activity
Source: RefSeq, a predicted model, not a curated record
AUGCUCCUGCUGCUCGGGCUGUGCUUGGGGCUGCCGCUCUGCGCGGGGUCGCUGGAAGAGGGGCGGAGCUGGGGUGACACUUCGGAGCCAGUUGGACUCAGGGUCCCAAGGCAGCUCAGGCUGUUGCAAAGACUGAAAACCAAACCCUUGAUGACAGAAUUCUCGGUGAAGUCCACUAUUAUUUCCCGUUAUGCCUUCACUACGGUUUCCUGCAGAAUGCUGAAUAGAGCGUCUGAGGACCAGGAAAUUGGGUUUCAGAUGCAGAUCCCAGCCUCAGCUUUCAUCACCAACUUCACUAUGCUUAUUGGAGACCAGGUGUAUCAGGGAGAAAUUACAGAGAAAGCAAAGAGAAAUGGUGAUAAGGUGAAAGAGAAAAGGAAUAAAACCACAGAAGAUUAUGGGGAGAAGGGGACGGAAACCUUCAGAGCCUCAGUGGUGAUUCCCAGCAAGGACAAAGCUGCCUUCCUCCUCAGUUACGAAGAGCUGCUGCAGAGGCGGCUUGGGAAGUAUGAGCACGUGAUCAGCGUGCGACCCCAGCAGCUGGUGGGGCGGCUGACGGUGGAAGUGAGUAUUCUGGAGAAGUCGGGCAUCGCAUCACUGGAGGUGCUGCCACUACACAACAGCAGGCAGAAGGGCAGCAGGCGCGGGGAAGAUGAUUCUGGGCUGCCUCCUUCUACUGUUGUCAACCAAAAUGAAACAUUUGCCCAAGUCAUUUUUAAGCCCAGUGUGGUACAACAAGCUAAGAUUGCCCAGAAUGGCAUUUUGGGAGAUUUCAUCAUUAGAUAUGAUGUCAACAGGGAACAGAGCAUUGGGGACAUCCAGGUUCUAAAUGGCUAUUUUGUGCACUACUUUGCCCCCAAAGACCUUCCUCCUUUACCCAAGAACGUGGUAUUUGUGCUCGACAGUAGUGCUUCCAUGGUAGGAACCAAGCUCCGGCAGACCAAGGAUGCUCUCUUCACGAUUCUCCACGACCUCCGACCCCAGGAUCAUUUCAAUGUCAUUGGAUUUUCCAACCGGAUCAAAGUGUGGAAGGACCAUUUGGUAUCAGUUACUCCGGAGAACAUCAGAGACGGCAAAGUCUACAUUCACCACAUGUCGCCCACCGGAGGCACAGACAUCAAUGGGGCCCUGCAGGGGGCCAUCAGGUUGCUCAACAACUACGUGUCCAACAAUGACAUUCAGGACCGCAGCGUGUCCCUCAUCAUCUUCCUGACGGACGGGAAACCCACCGCCGGGGAGACCAACACCCUCAAGAUUCUCAACAACACCAAGGAGGCCACCCGAGGCCAGAUCUGCAUCUUCACCAUCGGCAUUGGGAGUGACGUGGACUUCAGGCUGCUGGAGAAGCUGUCGCUGGAGAACUGUGGCCUCACACGGCGCGUCCACGACGAGGACGACGCGGGCUCGCAACUCAUCGGGUUCUAUGAUGAGAUCAGGACCCCUCUCCUCUCUGACAUCCGCAUCGAUUAUCCACCCAGCUUAGUGGAGCAGGCCACCAGGACCCUGUUCCCCAACUACUUCAAUGGCUCCGAGAUCAUCAUUGCUGGGAAGCUUGUGGACAGGAAGAUGGAUCAAUUGCACGUGGAAGUCACGGCCAGCAACAGUAAGAAAUUUGUCAUACUGAAGACGGACGUGCCCGUGGGUCCCCAGAAGGUGGGGAGUGACGCCACAGGAAGCUCCAGGCCCAAGGGUGAUGGCAAGGAGGACCCCAACCAUCUUGAGCGUCUCUGGAGCUACCUGACCACAAAGGAGCUGCUGAGUGCCUGGCUGCAGAGUGAUGACGAGCAGGAGAAGGAGCGACUGAGGCAGAAGGCACAGGAUCUGGCUGUCAACUAUCGCUUCCUCACCCCCUUCACCUCCAUGAAGCUGAAGAAAUCACUACAGAUGGAGAAUCUGGAAGACACCCUGGGCAUGUCUGCUGCCACAGGGCCGGAAACCGUCAUGCAGAGCCUGCGAGGCACUGACCUGCAGCCAGGACUUGGUCUUAAGAAACCACACAACCCAAGAAUUAAAGUCUCCAAAACAUCAGUGGACGGAGACCCUCAUUUUGUUGUGGAUUUCCCGUUGAGCCAGCUCACCGUCUGCUUCAACAUUGAUGGGGAGCCCGGGGACAUCCUACGGCUAGUCUCUGAUCACGUGGACUCUGGUGUGACAGUGAACGGAGAGUUAAUUGGGGCCCCCGCCCCUCCACACGGCCACAAGAAACAGCGCACUUACUUCCGAACCAUCACCAUCCUCGUCAAUAAGCCCGAGAGGUCUUAUCUGGAGAUCACACCGAGCAGAGUCAUCCUGGACGGUGGGGACAGGCUGAUCCUCCCCUGCAACCAGAGCGUGGUGGUGGGGAGCCGGGGGCUGGAGGUGUCGGUGUCUGCCAACACCAGCGUCACCGUCACCAUCCAGGGCACCAUUGCCUUCGUCAUCCUCAUUCACCUCUACAAAAAGCCAGCACCCUACCAGCGAAACCACCUGGGCUUCUACAUCUCCAACAGCAAAGGCCUCUCCAGCAACUGCCAUGGACUCUUAGGUCAGUUCCUGAACCAGGAUGCGAGACUCACAGAGGAUCCUGCCGGGCUCAGCAAGAACCUUACUAAUCGUCCAUUCUCUAAGGCAGACGAGAGGUCUGAGACGGUCCUGGAGGUGAAAGGGCACCAAGUCCCGGUGGUCUGGAAACAGAGGAGAAUCUACAACGGGGAGGAGCAGAUAGACUGCUGGUUCGCCAACAACAACGCCGCCAAACUGAUUGAUGGGGAGUACAAGGACUAUCUGGCAAGCCAUCCUUUUGACUCAGAGACUAUGUUUGGCCUGGGUACAUCCAGAGGACUCUGACACUAGCAGCCUUAAUGUAAGAGUGCAUGACAGGGAAAUGGUCUUCGGGGACACCGUGGUGCAGUCCCUUGCCACUUGUGCGUGACUCGUCUCUUGGCGGUUAGCUGCAGCCCGUGACCUUCCCCGCUGGCGUGUAGGUCCGACCUCUG